This is a messenger RNA of Rhea pennata, 3685 nucleotides long. RefSeq names its product ABC-type organic anion transporter ABCA8-like. Gene Ontology annotation, biological process: transmembrane transport; lipid transport. The record is from RefSeq and is a predicted model, not a curated record. Gene Ontology annotation, cellular component: intracellular membrane-bounded organelle; membrane. Lineage: Eukaryota; Metazoa; Chordata; Aves; Rheiformes; Rheidae. The coding region runs from base 75 to 3521 and encodes 1148 amino acids. Gene Ontology annotation, molecular function: lipid carrier activity; ATP binding; ATP hydrolysis activity. The transcript is spliced from 30 exons.
AGAGCAGAUACACAGGGGAGAGAGCUGGCAAUGGCAACAGCCAUGGACCUCUCUUCGGUAAUAAUGAGGAACCGAUGCCCCCAGAGUUUAAUGGGAAGGAAGCAAUCAGACUAAACAAUAUUAAAAAAACAUACAAAAAGAAGGACAAGAGAACAGAAGCUUUAAGAGACUUGUCCUUGAAGGUUUAUGAAGGCCAGAUCACCGCAUUACUUGGUCACAGCGGAUCUGGAAAAACUACUCUAUUAAAUGUGCUCAGUGGAUUUGCCCAGCCUUCAGCAGGUUCUGCAAUGAUAUACAACUACAAAGUAUCUGAAAUAGAUGAUAUGGAAGGAAUUCAGGCAAUCGUUGGAAUUUGCCCACAAAUAAAUUUACAUUUUGAAGCCUUAACAGUGAAGGAAAACCUGAGAACUUUUGCUCACAUCAAGGGGAUUCACAAGAAGGAGGUAGAGCAAGAGGUGCAGAAAGUUCUGGCAGCGUUGGAUCUCACCAAUCAUCAGGACGUCCGUGCCAAUACUCUGAGUGAAGGACAAAAAAGAAAAUUGUCCCUUGGAAUUGCAAUUUUAGGGAAUCCAAAGGUCUUGCUUUUAGAUGAGCCAACAGUGGGGUUAGAUCCCUCCUCCAGGCAGCGGGUGUGGCGUCUUCUGAAGGAACAUCAAGCUAAUCGUGUGACACUCUUCGCUACCCAGUUCAUGGACGAGGCUGAUAUUCAUGCUGAUCGGAAAGCUUUUCUCUCAAAUGGGAGAUUACAGUGUGUUGGCUCAUCUCUUUACCUGAAGAGAAAAUGGGGAGUUGGCUAUGAUUUAAGGAUGCACGUCAAUGACCUAUGUGACCCUGACGUCAUGUCAUCCCUGGUCAGACAGUACAUCCCUGAUGCCGUGUUCAGAGGACGGAAGGGGGAUGAACUGUGUUACAUGCUACCUGCGGAAAACAUGGAUGCCUUCCCAGAUCUGUUUGGCCAUCUCGACAGCAACCUUUUGCAGGGGGUUGUUAAUUACGAGGUUAGCAGGGCGACUCUGGAAGAUGUUUUCCUGAAGCUGGAGGGUGAAGAAGCUGUUGUUCAAGAAGAAGAUAGUGGUUUUAGUAAUGAACAUGCAGAAGAUGGAGAGUGCUUUAACUUUGAGGAGAUGGACCAAAGUCUUCUGACGCUUUGGGAGAGAGGGAGAGCCGUAGUAAGCGGCAUGGAGCUGUGGAGACAACAAGUUCGUGCGAUGGCAAGAGUUCGCUUCUUAAAGCUGAAGCAUGAAGGAAGAUUAUUCAGGUCCUUAUUGCUAUUCUUUGGAGUAUUUAUCUUUCCUAUGAUUAUCAUUGUUAUUGGAAUUCAGCUGUUUGACAGCUUCAAUAACUGGGAACUGACUGCUGGUUUGUAUUUUCUUCCCACUGAAGAGAGAACUCAUAUUAAGUCAACAAAUCUUCUCAUCUUCAAUGACACAGGAUCAGAAAUUGAGGAUUUCAUUCAUGCUUUGAAGAUUCAAAACAUAGUGCCGGAAAUAGCUAUUGAGGAAAACAUCACAAGUAUGCCAUUGUAUAAUGGAGCUAUAAAAAUAUCCCUGGAAGGAAAGCACUACCAGUACACGAUCAUGUGCAGUACAGAGCCCAUCAACUGUUAUCCAGUGCUCAUGAAUAUCCUCAGCAACACUUUCUUAAGACUCUUCAAUUCCACAGCACGUAUCCGUAUCUGGAGUAACCCCUUUAAUAAUCUACAAAACCCAGCUACAGUGCGUGAAAUUUUUUACAUCUGUCUCAUCUACAUGCUGAUUUUGACUGUUGGUUUGCCUUCUCACUUUGCAGUGAGCAGCAUGGAUGAUUACAAGAUCAAGGCUCGCACCCAGCUGCGGCUCGCUGGGCUCGUCCCCUCGGCAUACUGGUGUGGGCAGGCGCUGGUGGACGUCUCUCUCUUCUGGGCCCUCAUCAGCCUCAUGUUUGGGAUCCUGAUUUUGUUCUGUCACGCCAACAUCUUGAAUGCCACUGUGAUUAUUUCUUUGAUUUUUUGCAUCAUUGGUUAUGGAGCAUCUCUUGUUCUACUCAUCUAUUUAAUUGCAUUUAGAUUCCGCAAGGGACGGAGCAAUCGUUAUAUUUGGUCUUUCAUCCUUAUUCUGAUUACCUUGAUUUUCUUUUUCUUUAAUGACCAAGAAGAAACAACCUUUUUGAUCUUUUCUGCCUUGAUUCCCGUGUUUCCAUUGCUGGGCUGGUUCAUCUUCUCUGUAUCUGCAAUAAGUCAUCCUGAGAUAUGGAGUAACAUCUUUGUAGUGGCCUUUGCACCUUAUGUCCACUGUGUGAUUUUUGCUUUUUUCCUUCGCUGUUUGGAGACGAGAUAUGGAGGAGCAGUUAUGAGAAGCGAUCCCAUCUUCAGGAUACACCGCGGGAAACCGGUCGCUUGCCAGAACAGGGACCAUCCGGGAGAGGAAGCUGCAGAAGUUCAAGCUGAAAGGGAGAGAGUUCGGAGCAUGAUAGCGUCGCUGCCACAGGAAGAGGAUCCAGUUAUCAUUGUCAACAGUGUGCGCAAGGAAUAUGAAGACAAGAAAGCCAGCUCCUUUUUAAAGAAAAAAAAGAAAGUUGCUGUCAAAAAUCUCUCUUUCAGCGUUAAAAAAGGAGAAGUAUUAGGUCUGUUAGGGCCUAACGGAGCUGGGAAAAGCACAACUAUAAGUAUGAUUUCUGGAGACAUAACGCUGACUGCUGGGGAGGUGCUGAUCAAGGGCAGUGAUGCAGCUGCCUCUUCUCCAGGGCAGGACAGCCCCGGGCUCCUGGGGUACUGCCCUCAGGAAAACUCGCUCUGGCCAGAUCUCACGGUGCAAGAACAUCUGGAGACGUACGCUGCUGUGAAAGGGAUGAGAAAAGAAGAUGCAGCUGUUAACAUCAGUCGCAUAGCAGAGGCCAUGGAUCUCCAGAAACGUUUAAAAACAGCAGUCAGGAGACUGUCUGUGGGAGAAGCUAGAAAGCUGUGUUUCGCGCUGAGUGUUCUGGGUGACCCAACAGUCAUGCUUUGGGACGAGCCAUCAGCAGGCAUGGAUCUGAAAGAGCAACACUGUAUGUGGAGAACAAUUCAGAGCGCACUGAGAAGCAAAGAGAGGGGAGCAGUUCUCAGCACACGCUGCCUGGACAAGGCCAUGGCGACGUGCGACCGGGUGGCCAUCCUGGUGUCGGGGCAGCUACGCUACAUCGGUUCAAUUGAGGAUCUGAAAAGUAAAUUUGGCAGGAGUUACUACCUGGAAGUCAAAACGAAGGACGUGAGGCAAAGCGACGUCCACGCCGAGGUGCUGCGGCUCUUCCCCGCAGCGACUCGGCAGGAAAGUAGUUCUUUGCUGGUCUACAAGAUACCAGUGGAAAAUGUGCUACCUCUGUCCCAGUCUUUCUCCAAGCUAGAAGCAGCUAAACAAAAUAGCAGGCUUGAGGAGUACAGCUUGUCUUUGCGCACCUUGCAACAGGUGUUUAUAGACCUCAUCAAGGACCCUGAAGAGCACGACCAGGAUGCAGCAUCCACUGGAGCUCAGGACUGGAGAUCACUUCAUCCUAGAGCCCUUUAAGCCAGAAAAAAAUCUUUCAGUAUAUUUUAUCAGUAUUAUUAAUAUGUGUGAUUUGAUACAGCCCUGGGACUUGGUUAUCCAUGUCGCAACACAUAGAGCUCUGCAGGUUUUUCUGCUGCACUAUAUAUAUAUAUAUAUAUAUGUAUGUAUAUAUAUAUGUAUAU